Messenger RNA from Hevea brasiliensis (rubber tree), 2038 nucleotides. RefSeq names its product arginine biosynthesis bifunctional protein ArgJ, chloroplastic. NCBI's taxonomy places the organism in Eukaryota, Viridiplantae, Streptophyta, Magnoliopsida, Malpighiales, Euphorbiaceae. The record is from RefSeq and is a predicted model, not a curated record. Gene Ontology annotation, biological process: L-ornithine biosynthetic process; L-arginine biosynthetic process. The coding region runs from base 49 to 1458 and encodes 469 amino acids. The transcript is spliced from 17 exons. Gene Ontology annotation, molecular function: L-glutamate N-acetyltransferase activity, acting on acetyl-L-ornithine as donor; L-glutamate N-acetyltransferase activity, acting on acetyl-CoA as donor.
CUACUGCGCUAAUUUCCAGAGAUCAGCUCACGCCCACUCUACCAAAGCAUGAAUUCCUGUACUCUUCACUAUGUUUCCAUUAAACUCCCUGAACUACACACGUCUAAGAUUUUGAGCCCCUUUAGUUUGACUAAGAGGGAUUUUAAAGUAUUUGCGGUUGCUUCAAGUGUGAACGAGCCGUCCAAUUAUAUCCCAGCGGCUCCCAUUUUUCUCCCAGAAGGGCCAUGGAAGGAGAUUCCUGGGGGAAUUACUGCUGCAAAGGGAUUCAAAGCUGCAGGCAUCUAUGGUGGAUUACGUGCCAAGGGAGAGAAACCUGAUCUUGCACUUGUCACUUGUGACAUCGAUGCCACAGCUGCAGGGGCAUUCACUACAAACAUGGUUGCUGCUGCACCUGUCUUGUAUUGUAAAAAAGCAUUAGAUAUUUCCAAAGUGGCACGUGCAGUAUUAAUAAAUGCUGGUCAAGCAAAUGCAGCAACAGGUGAUGCGGGUUACCAGGAUGUGCUAGAAUGUGCUGACACCCUGGCUAUGAUGCUUAAAGUGAAGCGAGAGGAGGUUUUGAUUGAAUCCACAGGUGUAAUUGGUCAACGAAUAAAAAAGGAAGCACUGCUAAAUGCAGUUCCAAGAUUAGUUAAUUCUCUCACAUCAUCUAUUGACGGGGCACUUUCUGCUGCAGUGGCGAUUACAACUACCGACCUUGUGAGCAAGAGUGUGGCAAUUGAGUCCCAAGUUGGAGGAACAAACAUACGAGUUGGAGGAAUGGCCAAAGGUUCUGGGAUGAUCCACCCUAAUAUGGCCACCAUGCUUGGUGUAAUAACCACUGAUGCACUUGUCAAAAGUGAUGUUUGGAGGAAGAUGGUACAAAUUGCUGUUAAUCGGAGUUUCAACCAAAUAACAGUAGAUGGAGAUACUAGUACCAACGAUACAGUCGUUGCUUUGGCUAGUGGUUUAUCUGGAUCAACCCCAAUAUCAUCUAUCAACUGCAAUGAGGCAGUGCAACUUCAAGCUUGCCUUGAUGCAGUAAUGCAAGGUCUUGCCAAAUCAAUAGCUUGGGAUGGAGAAGGAGCUACAUGCCUAAUUGAGGUAAUAGUGACUGGUGCAGAAAGUGAGGUGAAAGCAGCAAAGAUUGCACGCUCAGUGGCAUCUUCUUCACUUGUCAAGGCAGCAGUGUAUGGCAGAGAUCCAAAUUGGGGACGGAUUGCUGCUGCUGCUGGCCAUGCAGGGAUUCCUUUCCACCAGAACAACCUCCACAUUAUGCUGGGGGAUAUUUUGCUGAUGGAUAAGGGGCAACCACUUGCAUUUGAUAGGGCUGCAGCUGGUAACUAUCUCAAGAAGGCUGGUGAGACCCAUGGUACAGUUGGAAUCUACAUUUCUGUGGGUGAUGGAACAGGAAGUGGACAAGCAUGGGGCUGUGACUUGAGUUAUGAUUAUGUCAAAAUAAAUGCAGAGUACACAUCAUAGAGAAAUCCACUGUAUCCCAGCUAUCAUUCACCAAAUUGAACUUUACCCCAUCAGAGGGCAUUCCAAAAGAUUAAAUAAAUAACACUACUGUUAUAAAAGAGUGUACCUGAUCUUGUCUGGGCAUAACCAGGUUAGGCUGCGCUCAUCCAAAUGUGUAUACGUGGGCUAAGCAUUCCACGCCCGAGUUCCCCACUCAUACCAAGCCCGAGCCCGAAGAAAAUAUGAGUUGCAAGUUAUUGUUGCGAUAACAAUUGCAAAAUAGCUUAUGCCCGCAUUUUAAAAAAAAAAAAAUCCGUGUGGGACAUAUAUGGAUUUAGGCUCUCUAACUUCAAUGGUACUAGAGUCGGCCAUUGCCUCUCAGCUGCAAUCGUGCAGCAUAGUUGGUGACAGAUUGCCAUGUCUUGUCCGGACUAAAUUAAGCGAGGGCAAAGUCAAUUUGCAUGGGGAUUGGGAUUGCAGAGUGUAGCGAAAUAUUAUGAUGCCUAUUAUGAUGCCAAUUGCAAGGUGACUUGCACUCAACAUUGAAAGUAUGAGAUUUUAUAGUGGAAUAUAUGUGAAUUUGGACUCUCCAAUUUCAAUA